CACAGACUGUACGACGAAGAGAAAAGUCCCCCUCCCUCCCCUCACAGACACAACGAGGGAGGGGGCGGGGAGGGGGUGACCGGUGACGUCAGCUGCCCAUGCUGUCAUUAUUGACGUCUCGCAUUCCAGCCGCUCCACGGGGAGACCGCUAGGGUUCCUCUCUCAUAAAUGAUGCUCACUCACACAGUGCUGCGACCGGACGGCUCGGACACAGAGCUCCUCCGCAUCUUCCCCAUCCUUACACAUCCCUAUACACGGAGCCCUCUUCCCAUUCAUCUCUAUAGGAACAAGCCGGAUUUUCACUCAACACAACGACAACUUUUUCCAUUUCUUUUCCGAUCUUUGUCAUUUAUUUUUUUGUUUGUUUUUAUUUUUUUGUUUGCUUUCUAAAGACAUUUCCUACUGCAGUGUAAAGACGGAAUCGUCACAGCAAGCAAACUGACAAUGCUGCUGUCCAAAAGUGUCUCCAUUGCUUCUCCAUCCAGAGAGGAGACAUGCUAAGACAUGAAGUGUGUUACUGGCUGGAUCACCAGGUGAAAAUAAAGGAAACAAGCCUAAAAAAGAAGACGAAUGCAGCCACCACAUCUAAUGAUUGGUUGCAGGUCGAAGGAACCACCAUCACAAAGCACAGACAAAGGCAAGCCUAAUCCAAUUUAUUCCGAUACUGUUUUUUCUCAAGAUCAUCUUCUAUCCUGCCUGCAAAAUACUUCCACCAUUGAGCAAGAACGAUUCCAUCCAGAUAUGCCCUGCAUACAGUAUAAUCCCACUCCACCUGGUUCCACUUACAUUACCCAGGUCUGUGGUCAUGCCUCUGAUUUCAGUUCAGAAAUGAUGAAUUCUGCAAGUACAAAAUGUAACAUGGAACUAAGGAGUACAGAGAUUACUGCUUCUGCAACUACAUCCUUGCCAAGCUUUAGUACUUUUAUUGAGGGGUAUUCUGGAAGCUAUGAAUGUAAACCUUCGUGCUUGUACCAAAUACAAGCAUCCGGACAGAGGCCACUGAUAAAAAUGGAAAAUCCCAGUUUAUCCAGUUACCAAGGUUCAGCUACACAGCAAACAGAAGAUGCUUUGCCAAGCACAUCAGUGUAUUUUAAAACAUCUCCACCAUCAACUCCAACUACACCAGGCUAUUCUACUCACAAAUCGCCACAGUGGGAAGACACGCAUGCCUUGCCAGGUACUCAUUCUUGCAUGACUCCUAGUAACUUGAUGGAGACUUCACAUAGAACUCUUUCUCCACGUUUUCCAAUUUUCCGCUUUAAGAAUUCUCCUUCUCAUACUCCACUGUAUAACCCUCAGGUGUGCUAUGAAUCUUCUCAUAACAUGUCAGCAGGUCUUCCAGGAGACUCAACACAAAUAUCAGUGGAGUCCUUGUCAUUUAAUUUACCCAUGGCAAAGGUGUCAAAUCUUGUCUUUUCUCCUCUCGCAACUUGCCAAGCUAUUAACAUGGUAGGUGAGGGCAGUAUUCCAUCACCACCCAGCAGAAGCUCCUCAACUGGGGAGGGAUCAUGCGCAGUAUGUGGAGAUAAUGCAGCCUGUCAACACUAUGGAGUUAGGACAUGUGAGGGAUGUAAAGGCUUCUUCAAGAGAACAGUGCAGAAAAAUGCAAAAUAUGUAUGUCUGGCAAACAAAACUUGUCCAGUGGACAAAAGAAGAAGAAACCGCUGCCAGUACUGCAGAUUUCAAAAAUGCCUCAGUGUUGGCAUGGUUAAAGAAGUUGUAAGAACAGACAGUCUGAAAGGAAGAAGAGGAAGACUUCCAUCUAAACCAAAAAGCCCUUCUCAUCAAGAAUCAUCUCAAAGGAGUUUGCCAUCUCCUUCAAACAGUAUGUUGGAGGCUUUGAUUCAGGCAGUAGAAGACUCUUCACCCAGGGAUCUUGACUACUCUACAUACUCUGCUGAUACUGACCAGGCAGCUGCCAGCACAGAUAUAGAAUGUAUUCAACAGUUCUACAAUCUUCUUACUGUCUCCAUUGAAAUCUCAAAAAAAUGGGCAGAAAAAAUUCCUGGAUUUAGUGAUCUUUCACUGGAUGAUCAGACAUUACUGAUAGAAAUGGCAUUUCUGGAACUUUUUCUAUUAAGGCUUUCAAUCAGGUCUAAUGUCACUGCAGAUGAAUUUGUGUUUUGUAAUGGACUAGUGCUGCACAGACUUCAGUGCCUUCGUGGAUUUGGUGAAUGGCUGGAUUCAAUUAGAAACUUUUCAUUACAUUUACAGAGCCUUAACCUUGAUGUCUCAACGAUAGCCUGUCUGUCUGCAGUGUGUCUUGUUUCUGAACGACAUGGCCUGAAAGAACCAAAGAAGGUGAAUGAACUACACAACAAAAUAAUGUGUUGUUUAAAAGAUCACAUAGCUUUAAAUAUUCAAAACAAAGGACAACAACUAGAUACUGCAACAGUAUUAAGUGUUCUAACAGAUCUGCGUGCUCUUUGUACAUUGGGACUUCAACGUAUAUUCUACUUGAAGCUGGAAGAUUUGGUACCACCACCUCCUGUAAUUGACAAAUUAUUUCUGGACACUUUGCCUUUUUAAAGAAAUUGAAACAACAUUGAAGAUCUUUCGGAUCAUGAACCAUACAGCACUGAGUUAUUUUUAAAUAUUUUAGUGUAUGAAACACACUGAAUUAUCUAUUUGUAUUUUUCAUAUACAAGUAGAUAAAACCUGAUUUAAAGUAAAUGAGCAUAGCUCCCAACUGUCCCUGAUUUCGAGGGACUGUCCCUGAUUUCAAGGAAUAUCCCUCUGUC
Molecule: messenger RNA, 2741 nt
Organism: Rana temporaria (common frog)
Lineage: Eukaryota; Metazoa; Chordata; Amphibia; Anura; Ranidae
Gene: NR4A3
Product: nuclear receptor subfamily 4 group A member 3
Exons: 9
Coding region: 571-2529 (652 amino acids)
Biological process (GO): cellular response to corticotropin-releasing hormone stimulus; regulation of transcription by RNA polymerase II
Cellular component (GO): nucleus; transcription regulator complex
Molecular function (GO): nuclear receptor activity; RNA polymerase II cis-regulatory region sequence-specific DNA binding; zinc ion binding
Source: RefSeq, a predicted model, not a curated record